Molecule: messenger RNA, 2087 nt
Organism: Lingula anatina
Lineage: Eukaryota; Metazoa; Brachiopoda; Lingulata; Lingulida; Lingulidae
Product: ras GTPase-activating protein-binding protein 2
Cellular component (GO): ribonucleoprotein complex; cytosol
Molecular function (GO): mRNA binding
Source: RefSeq, a predicted model, not a curated record
GGGAGGCCGACAGGAUCUGCGCGCCAUUCUAAGAACAAGAACACUUCUGCGCAUCGUGCAUGUGCGAAAAUUCAUUUCUUCGAAAAAAUCGACUUUUCUUGUAAUAUUUAAAUACUACAACUUAUAUUCUAAUGCUUAUCUAGUGUAACAGAGCAUCUAGACUCUCCAGGUUGGUCUGAAAGGCUGGUGAUAAGGCAACACUGAUGCACCGAUUAAUCUCCGCGGUUGUGAAUCAGCCGGGCUAUCUUGUCAUUAUCAACCAAUCAUUCAUAAAAGCUUAAGUCAUGGUCAUGGAAACCCCCAGUCCUCAAUGUGUUGGCCGUGAAUUUGUCAGGCAGUAUUAUACCUUGCUUCAUGAGGCACCCAGUUACCUACACAGAUUCUACAGCCACAACUCCAGUUUUGUUCAUGGCGGGGUGGAGAAGCCUGGUGAAGAACAGCCACCAGUGAUGGGGCAAGGUGAAAUACAUAAGAAGAUCAUGUCCCUCAAUUUCCGAGAUUGUCACGCUAAGAUUCGCCAGGUAGACAGCCAGGCCACAGUAGGAAGCGCUGUGGUGGUACAGGUGACGGGAGAGUUGUCCAACAACGGUGAACCAAUGCGUCGCUUCAUGCAAACGUUUGUGUUAGCACCGCAGUCUCCUAAGAAGUAUUACGUACACAAUGACAUCUUUCGCUACCAGGACGAGGUGUUCCAUGAUGAUGAUAACGACCCAGACAACCUGGAAGAGAAUGGGGAAUCUGAGACGGACACGAAUGAUGCUGCUGUUCUCCCGGAAAAUGUUCAAGAUCCAACAGUGACAACAUCGUUUUUUGACACUGCGCCAUCACCACAGCCAAUGAGUAAUGGCAGUGUCCACAUGGAGGAUCAGGUGGAGUCACCCACUGAGGAACCGGUGGAGGAAGAUGUUCCUGAGGAGGUGCCUCCACAAGACGAAGACUUUGAGGUGGACAACAGCCCCAAAUCUACUGAGGCAGAGGCAGAAACUGAACAGCCAGCGUUCCCUGUGGAGACGAAGCCGUUCUCAUGGGCUGCUCUCGCCAGUAAGAAUACCAGCAGCGGUGGUUCAGGUGUGGCUGCCAGCGGAGGGGGACCCGCCAAGGUGCCCCCUGUCAAAAUGGAGCCCAAGUUGGAGGGUCCCCCAGGUGGACCACCGCAGCCACAGCGAGGACCCAGGUCAGCUCCAGACAACAUGAGACCCCAAAGGGACAGGCGCGACCGUGGAGACAGGCCGCCGCGCCCUGAGGAUGCAGAUCCAGAACGUGGGAGCCGACCAUCUUCAAGGUAUCCGGACAACCAGCAACUAUUUGUGGGCAACCUGCCCCACAACAUUGAACAGAAGGACCUUCGAGCAUAUUUUGACACAUUUGGCAAAGUCUUGGAAUUGAGAAUCAACACAAAGAACACCGGUGCUUCUAAAACACCUGGGUUUGGGUUUGUGGUAUUUGAAAGUUCAGAGCCAGUUCAGAAAAUUCUCAGUGAAAAGCCAAUAAUGUAUAAAGGAGAACAUCGUUUGAACGUAGAGGAAAAGAAGAGUGGCCGACCGGGCAGUAACCCACGUAGCAGUGUGGGGCGUGGAGAUCGCCUUGGCGGGGGUGGACGUGGCGCUGGCCCUCUACCUGGGCGUGGCGGAGGGCGUGGUGGGGGAGGGAGCAGUGCAAGCAGACCAGACAAUCGCGGAGGACGAGGAGGGAGUUUUGGCGGGCCAAGACGUUAGACAGUUUGUCUUUUCAUGGUGCUUGCUUGAAAGUAUGCAAUUCUAGUGUCUUGAUCGGGUGCAAUGAAAACCAGGAUCCCCCGACUACAUACCUUGAAUUCGGAACUUGGAUUGACCAAAUCUGUAAUCAACUUGGAAGGAAUGAUCUCAUAGAUACAUUUUCCACUCAUCGCCAAGUGAUAUGAUCCCGCACAGUAAAGACCAUGUGUACAAUUGCCAGAUUCUGAUGGGUGGAUUUCAUGUUAGAAUUCGUCUAGGAAUUGCAUAUUUUCAUUCAACUUUGCAACUUGUCUGUGUUGUUUUGUCCUUAUCAACGCUUCUUCAAUCUUUCCAGUGGACUUGAUCACAGCAGAAAACAAACAAAAAUAAAAA